AUGUCGGCUCCUCCUCCCCCGGAAGGAUACGGCCAGUAUCCGGCCUAUGGCGGCGAUCAGGCCCCCGAGACGCAGGGGACGCCCGACCCCAUGGCCACCGGCGCCGCCGCCCACGCCAAGAAGAAGAAGAGAGGGUACGCCGCCGGCGCCUUCGACGUGGCCUCGGGCGCCAAUGCAGCCGGCACUCCCGCUGCCGUCCCCCCCUCCGCUGUGACCCCCCAGUUCGGCAUGUCCCAGCAGCAGGUCCCCGCCUACGGAGCCUACCCUCAGCAGCAGCAGCAGCCCGACCCCGUCGCCGCCGCCGGUUACCAGCCUCCCGGACAGGUCCCCCAGGUCGGCCAGCCGGUCGCCGCCCCCUACGGCACCUACCCUCCCCCCGACCAGGUGUACCCCGGCGUCGCUCCCGGUGUCGGCGGAAUCACCCAGGGCAUGGGCGGCAUGAACCUCGGCACCGCUCAGCCUCAGGCCGUCCCCGCCCAGGCCCAGGCUGCCCCUCGCGCGGUCAUGAAUCAACUCUACCCUACCGAUCUCGUCAGCCAGCCUUUCAACGCCGCCGAGCUCGACCUCCCCCCUCCUCCCAUCACCCUGCCGCCCAACUCCAGCGUCACGCCUUCGCCCAAGGCCAACGCCUCGCCUCGCUAUUUCCGGUCGACAAUCAACGCCGUGCCUACGUCGCACUCGCAGCUCAAAAAGUCCAAGCUUCCCUUUGCUCUGGUGCUGCAGCCCUACGGGUCGCUCCACGACGAUGAAGACGACAUCCCCGUCAUCCAGGACCAGGUCAUCUCGCGCUGCCGCCGGUGCCGCACCUACAUCAACCCCUACGUGACCUUCCUCGACCACGGCCACCGCUGGAGGUGCAACAUGUGCAACCUGAGCAAUGACGUGCCCCAGGCCUUCGACUGGGACGCGGCGACGCAGCAGCAGGCCGACCGCUGGCAGCGCGCCGAGCUCAACCACGCCAUCGUCGAGUUCGUCGCACCUCAGGAGUACAUGGUGCGCCCGCCGCAGCCCCUCGUCUACCUGUUCCUGUUCGACGUCAGCAUCAACGCCGUGUCGUCCGGCCUGCUGGCCACGGCCGCCCGCACCAUCCUUGACAGCCUGAGCAGGAUACCAAACGCCGACAGGCGCACGCGCCUCGGCUUCCUCGGCGUCGACUCGAGCCUGCAUUACUUCUCCAUCCCCAAGGACGAGGACGAGAACGCCGAGACGAGCCAGCUGGUCGUCAGCGACCUCGACGAGCCCUUCCUGCCCGUGCCCCACGACCUGCUGAUCAACCUGUCCGAGAGUCGGCAGAGCGCCGAGAGGUUCCUGGAGAAGCUGCCGGCCAUGUUUCAGAACAGCCAGAGCAGUCAAUCGUGCAUGGGGUCGGCGCUGCGGGCCGGACACAAGCUCAUUUCCGGCCUGGGCGGCAAGAUCGUCGUGCUGACGGCGUCGCUGCCCAACAUCGGCGUCGGCAAGCUCGAGGUGCGCGAGGACAAGAAGCUGCUGGGCACGGCCAAGGAAGGCCCGCUGCUGCAGACGGCCAACAGCUUCUACAAGAGCUUCGCGGUCGAGUGCUCCAAGAACCAGGUGUCCAUCGACAUGUUCCUCUUCUCGCAGCAGUACCAGGACGUGGCGUCGCUGAGCAACCUGCCGCGGUACACGGCGGGCCAGACAUGGUUCUACCCGGGGUGGCACGCGUCCCGGCCCGAAGAUGCGCUCAAGUUCGCCUCCGAAUUCAGCGACUUCCUCUCGUCCGAGGUCGGGCUCGAGGCGGUGCUCAGGGUGCGCGGGGCGACUGGGCUGCGGAUGAACACCUUCUACGGCAACUUCUUCAACCGCAGCUCGGACCUGUGCGCCUUCCCGUCCUUCCCGCGCGACCAGUGCUACGUGGUCGAGGUGGCCAUCGACGAGAACAUGACCAAGCCCGUCGUCUGCCUGCAGGCGGCGGUGCUGCACACGACUUGCAACGGCGAGCGGCGCAUCCGCGUCAUGACGCUGGCCCUGCCGACCACGUCUAACCUGUCGGACCUGUACUCGUCGGCCGACCAGGUGGCCAUCACGACCUACUUCAGCCACAAGGCCGUGGAGCGCGCGCUGGGCAGCGGGCUGGAUGCGGCGCGCGACGCCGUGCAGUCCAAGGCCACGGAGCUCCUGCAGGUCUUCAAGAAGGAGCUGGCGGGCGGCAGCAUGGGCGGCGGCGGGCUCCAGUUCCCGGCCAACCUGCGCGGGCUGCCGUUGCUGUUCCUCUCUCUGACCAAGAACGUCGGGCUGCGCAAGUCGGCGCAGAUCCCGUCGGACAUCCGGUCGGCAGCGCUGUGCCUGCUGUCGACGCUUCCGCCGCCGCUGCUGAUACGCUACAUCUACCCGCGCCUGUACUCGCUUCACGACAUGCCGGACAGUGCGGGGCUGCCGGACCCGGAGACGGGCCACAUCGUGCUCCCGCCGCCGGUGAACCUGUCGUCGGAGCGCCUGGCGCCGUACGGCCUGUACCUGAUCGACGAUGGGCAGACGCAGUUUCUCUGGGUCGGGCGGGACGCGGUGCCGCAGCUGCUCAACGACGUCUUUGGCGUGCCGGACAAGUCGCAGCUGCCCGUCGGCAAGGGCCGCGUGCCCGAGCUGGAGGGCGACUUCAACGAGCGCGUCAGGGCCGUCGUCCAGAAGAGCAGGGACCACCUGGCCCUCGGGGUGGGGAGCAUCACGGUGCCGCACCUAUACAUCGUCCUCGAAGAUGGGGAGCCGAGUCUCAGGAUCUGGGCGCAGACGCUGCUCGUAGAGGACAGGACGGAUCAGAGCGUCAGCGCGGCGCAGUGGCUCAGUACAUUGAGGGAGAAGGUAUGA
Molecule: messenger RNA, 2820 nt
Organism: Geosmithia morbida
Lineage: Eukaryota; Fungi; Ascomycota; Sordariomycetes; Hypocreales; Bionectriaceae
Product: protein transport protein SEC24
Exons: 2
Coding region: 1-2820 (939 amino acids)
Biological process (GO): COPII-coated vesicle cargo loading; endoplasmic reticulum to Golgi vesicle-mediated transport; intracellular protein transport
Cellular component (GO): COPII vesicle coat; endoplasmic reticulum exit site
Molecular function (GO): zinc ion binding; SNARE binding
Source: RefSeq, a predicted model, not a curated record